Messenger RNA from Linum tenue, 929 nucleotides. The record is from the annotation of a GenBank genome assembly. Lineage: Eukaryota; Viridiplantae; Streptophyta; Magnoliopsida; Malpighiales; Linaceae.
CUCACCAACUACUCGCUCCUCAACCAUCAUCUCUCUCUCAAUCAAAAACACUGCCCUCUCUUGCUCCAGAAGGAUAUUGUGGGAUAUGACAAAGGUAUACCCAGCUCGUAACCAGCUCCCCCGGUUGUCAUACAAUCGCUCAUCCGUCGCCGACGACGACUCGUCACCGUCGGAGCAGGUUGUGCUGACGGUGUGGAAGAAAUCGCUGCUCUUCAACUGCAACGGCUUCACGGUGUUCGAUGCCAGAGGGAACCUGGUGUUCAGGGUCGACAACUACAUGGCAGCCUCCGGCAGCAACGGCGAGAUCCUUCUGAUGGACGCCGCCGGCAAGCCUCUCCUCACCAUCCGCCGCAAGAGGAUGAGCCUGACGGAUAGUUGGCUGGUGUUCGAGGGAGAAACGACGACGAAUCCCAAGUUGUGCGUCAGGAAGAAAGUACUCAAUUCCAAAUGUUUGGCACAGGUGAGCCGUUGCGGCAGCAACAACAGCAACAUAGCGUACGAGAUAGAAGGAUGUUAUGGUCAGAGAUGUUGUACAAUGUACGAUUCCAAGAGGCGGAUCGCGGCGGAGAUCCGGCAGAAGGAGGCGGCGUUCGGCGGUGGUGUUGCUUUUGGGUUUGAUGUCUUCCGCCUCGUUGUUCGCCCCAACAUGAUCGACACUCCUUUGGCGAUGGCUUUUGUUAUCCUUCUCGACCAGAUGUUUGGGUCUUCCAAACGCUCUCCUCUUUCUUCGCCUCGUUAAUUACCGAGCUUUGUUUUUUUGGGGGGAAAAAUCAAUCCAAACGUAACAGUACACAGUGACAGUACAUUUAAAUUUUCUACAGUAAUUAGUAUGUAAUUUAGUUCUAUACUAUCAUAGAGUGAUUGGCUUCUUCUUUUUCCCCCAUAGAGUUAUUUAUUUAAUGGAUCUAUUUUGAGAAUCUUUUCUUUUA